Molecule: messenger RNA, 1793 nt
Organism: Phanerochaete carnosa HHB-10118-sp
Lineage: Eukaryota; Fungi; Basidiomycota; Agaricomycetes; Polyporales; Phanerochaetaceae
Exons: 1
Coding region: 432-896 (154 amino acids)
Source: RefSeq, a predicted model, not a curated record
CUUGACAACGUCGUCUUCCCAGAGGGGAGCCCUAACCUUCGAUAUCUCCCACAAGAACGCUCCUAUCCUCGCAACCCGCUGAGGCACCAUUGUUACCAUUCUUUUCUGAUUCCUGAACUGCAUCAGGGAUUUGUCGAGCCUGCUGUUCUGGGUCAAAGUAUCCAAUGCUCUUGGUGCCAGCCAGCGUUACCCGCCAUUAGACAACAACAGCGAACAACUGGUAGCAAAGCAUCUUCACCUUUUUGCGUCACUCCACUAACGCGAAGGUAGCAUUUUAAGGCUAAGAGUCGACUGUCGCAAUCCGUCACGUGGCGAAUAUGUGAGUGCUGAUGCGCUGAUGUCCAGACAUAUAUACGGAAAACACCGACAGCGACGCCCGUUCAUACAUCUGCUAUGCCGCCUUCGCCUGUCCAGGCGUUGCUGACACCAUCAUGACUUCGCUACUCGCGCAACUAGAGGCCGAGCUCGUCGACAUGAACAGCCCCGACGUUCCCAUGCCGAAAAUCAGCUGCAACGCCAGCGGCCCAGGCAGGGCUCUGAUAUACAGCGUACUGGAAGAACGCAUCCUAGUGCAACAUAGCAUGCGUCCAACAAGGGUCUACUUGAGGACCCACGAGCCUUUCGGAGACUUUGUCGUCGAAGACAUCCUCUCCGCACCGACAUCCGUCAGCUGGGACGAUGAGGCCAUCCCGCUCAGCAUCGCUCAGCGCGCAGAAUGGGUGCUGCGCGGGUACUCCGAGAAGAGGACCGCCUACCUGCAGGGGCUGCUGCACGCCGCCCUCGAGGCCAGAGCAACGCGCUCUGAGAUGGACUCGUGCGCUGUGGACGGAGCGGCAGGACAGACGCACGAGGUCGUGGAGGAUGAGCAUAAGGAGCAAGAGGUCGCAGAGUGGUGAGACGAUAAACAAUUGACUAGCGAUCCGGGCCAGGAGGCGCAAUGCCGGAGGAAGGGCAACCCAGGAUGCAUCGUCGCCAUGGAUGGGCGUGUACGUUCGAGCCAGGUCGUUUGCAUUGCUGAAAGGGAAUGAAGAGCCGUUCAUAGGGCGGAUGGAGCGAGGGACAAGUGAUAGUGAAUCGAAAAAAGCGUAUUCUUGGGCCGUCACGCGUCUAAGUUUGCUGGCGAGGAUGCUUUUCUUCUAUCAUAGCAAGUCGUUCGUAGUUUCCUCAUACCUGCAACGUCGUGUGUAUCUCGAUUUCCUACUCUCUUGAUUACCAUACUCGGCUCGGUUCCCUUGGGCUCAUACGUUCCUGUUGCUCGACCUUGGAGGAUUUUCGGUAGCUACGAACUCGCUAGACAACAUGCCCGUGUACUCAUUUUGUGAUCACGAUGUAUUCGACUGACAAUUGCUUGCCCUUGGAUUCUCAGCUGCAACUAAUCUGCACGUAUUCAGCCGUCGGUACCUCGUACACGAGAAGUCAUCUGUGGGAUAACGCGCAAGGGAUCUCAAAUCUUCGGCUAAGCGAGAUAACAAAGGCUGUUUCGCAGACGCGGCGCGAUACGUCGAUCGACCCCGUCGUAGAUGCCAACAGCUUGGCGAGUGGCUAGAAAGCGUGAACAUAAGUGUUUGAAACCCGAGUUGAUGAUACCCGCGAUUACUCCAAAGCGAUAUCCCGCUGGCGGGAGAUCUUCGUCCGCGACCGAAGCUGCCUCGCGAUGAACAAAUUGCGAGGCUUCGCGCUGCACUCGAGGGCAGUGUCGCGACUCGCUUGGUCAGAUGCCUUCACCGGGUGUCGGAUUUACCCACCACUUAUGCCUUUGCGCUGUAUAGGCAAGCUGCUAUGGGUGAGUGAAU